AUGCCAAUGCCACCAGUCGUCCCCAGCAACGAAAACUACAGGGACAAGUUCCCGGGUGGAGUCGACAUGGACAUGGAGCAGUUGUUUCAAGAUUUCCGUAAGUUGCAAAGUGCAAUGGACACAGUCAUGGGUGCGAAGCUUGAGUUAGAGAAGGAUUUUGCCAGCCUCAGGCACAAGAUGGACUUGAGUCCAUCGGCACUCACUAAUUUUGAGAAGCUUCCUCCGAGUUUGCUGUCAGUGGCACUGCGGGAAGACCAUCCGCCGGAGAACCUGGAGAUGGAGUUUGCCGAAGCCUUCCCCAAGCAUGGAGAGGUCUCAAUGCAAGCCGUUCCCUCCGACAAGCAGAGGAUUCGAGGGACCACGGUGGUGAUGCGUGCGGACUCGGGAUUCCAACCAACCUGCACGAAGGAGCGUGCCUGGUCGUUUCUGACUCAGACUGCGCCUGCACUGGUGAUUGUGUGUAACACCAUUGCGAUGGGAAUGGCCGUUGACAACAUUCCGGACAGUGCUUUCUGGGGCGUUCUAGAGUUGCUUUUCGCACUUUGCUACCUCGCCGAGUUUAUCUACAAGACCCGCACGCAGGGCAUGAAGGGCUACUUCAUGGGACCCGAUUGGAAGUGGAACUGCUUCGACUUCUUCUGCCUCUUGCUUUCCUUCACGGACUCGCUUUUGUUCUUCCUGCUCUUAGCGAAUGCUAUCGACUUCUCCAUGAAUUCAGCAUCGCUGAUCAAGGUGCUGCGCUUGGCGAGAUUACUUCGACUCGUGCGCACCUUGCACUAUGAGUUUUUCAACGAGCUACGAUUGAUCAUCCUGGGUGUGUUCUCGGGACUCAGAGUUCUCUUCUGGGCCAUUGUGCUCCUCUUCGUGCUGAUUUAUGUGUUCGGAAUCGGCAUGGCAACCAUUGCGGGAGAGCAGCAGGCCGAGUUUCAAACCUUGCAGUCGAGCAUGUUCACAAUAUUCCGAUGCUUGACCGAAGGCUGUCAGCGCCUCAGGUCGCCAUGCCGCGGUCUGAAGGACAGGGGAAGCUGCAGUGAGAGCCAAGAUGCUGUAGAUUUGCACAAAGACUUGAAGCUGACAUAUCGCAGCUGA
Molecule: messenger RNA, 1089 nt
Organism: Symbiodinium necroappetens
Lineage: Eukaryota; Dinophyceae; Suessiales; Symbiodiniaceae
Source: the annotation of a GenBank genome assembly